Penaeus vannamei (Pacific white shrimp) is the source of this 469-nucleotide messenger RNA. The record is from RefSeq and is a predicted model, not a curated record. NCBI's taxonomy places the organism in Eukaryota, Metazoa, Arthropoda, Malacostraca, Decapoda, Penaeidae.
GUCGCUUAACUAUUUUUUCACAGCAAUCUUUCCCUUAUCAAGACUUGAAAAAAAUAGAUAAAUGUGGAGGAUCGAGAUUGGAUCGAGGAAUGGCCAGCAAGUACGACAAUAUAUAAGGGCUAGAAAGCAAGCUGCAAUAAAGAAUCGAACUUUAUUAAGGACACACCUAGAUCCUCUAUAGACGCGCCAGACCCCUUAGCGGCCCUCGGAUCCUGACGCUUAUACCACAUUGCCGAUACCUCUGUGGAUCAUCCGGCGAGACGAGGCGACAGGCAACCCAGUACCUGGAAAACCGAAUUCUACCUCCCUUUUACCUCUUAAUUCUCUUUCAAAAGCUGCACAAGAUACAGAACGAUGGCGCCAGCGACCGAGAGCGCUCCAGCAGCGGCCCCCGAAGCCGCGGCCACCUCUAAUGUGGGCAUCAACGCCGUCCUGCUCGGGCCGCCUGGAUCCGGGAAAGGAACUCAGG